AUUGAAAUACACACGCACAAAUUGAAAUACAUGCGCACAAAUUGAAAUGCACAAACGCAAAUUGAAAUACAUGGACACAAAUAAAAAUACACGAACGCAAAUGAUAAACGAACGCACAAAUUGAGAUACACGCACACAAAACGAAACACACGAACACAAUUCAAAUACACGAACGCAAAUGGUAAACGCACGCACGAAUAGAAAACACGUGCACUAAUAAAAAACCCAUGCGAAAAUAGAAAACACAUGCAAGCCAAAUUUGGCAGUCCAGCAAACAUAUUUAUAUAUAUUAUAUUUUGUAUUAUUUUGUUGACGAAGUAUAAUUGAAUGAAUCCUGAUUAUCAACGAUGUUCUGCCAGACAUGUGGAACUUCAUGUCAGAAAAAUGCAAACUUUUGUGAGACCUGUGGGACAGCAUUAAUCACUAAUGAUGGUAAGAAAGAAAAGGAUGGCAAUUCUACAUCACAGCCACUGAGUUUUAAAGAAUACAUGGAAAGCAGACAUGUGUCACAAAAACAAGAUAUGUCAUUUACUGCCAUGCAGAAACGAAAAACAAAUGAACGAAGCCAGAGCAUUAAAAAAAGAGCUAAGAAAAAUGAAAUUGUACAGAUUAAUAUUGGAAUUGCUGAAAGUGAUAAUACUGGAAGACAACUGAAAAUUAAGAGAGGGUCUCUUCUGCCUAUUGAUGUCAAGAAAUGUGAUUCUCAUGUUGUAGUAAAGAAUCUUGCCAUGGAAAAACAGUUCGCACAUAACAAACAACUAAGAGAAUGUGAUCAAUGUGAAUGGGUACUUUUGUACCCAGACUUUGAUCUUGUGCUAACAAUUCCUGGAAAAUCGGAGCCGUUUUCCGUCGAACAUUACAAAGAAUCCAUAGGCAAACCAUUUUCUCGAGUCAACCUUUACCUCUGUAAAUUGGCAGAUUAUGAAAGUGCGAAUGAUUUAGAGAGCGACCCCGAGAGUGAUAUAAGGAAAGAAAGCAAGACAAGUAUUGCAAGUAAAGAAAUACAGAAUAAGGUUGCUGUCCCCCAGUUGGAUGUUGAAAUCAAUCUCUCUGAAGAAGGGAACACUGUGGAUCUCUCUGAAGAAGGGAACACUGUGGGUCUCUCUCAAGAAUGGAACACUGUGGAUGAAACAACGCAAGUUUUGGCUGAUUCUCUUCCUACAGGAAUUUUUGAAGAUCAAAACUUUGAAGAUAUUGGCAGUAGCAUUGACUGUUUUGCGGACGAAUUAGCAAAGCCAAUGGAGAGUGAGAUAUUAGUUAUUCAUAGGUCUAAUGUAAAGUGUGACUUACUAAACCAUUUUGUGAAUGAUACCUUAUUGCAUAAGAUUGUUGAUGUAAAAAUGCUAGAUCCCAGAGGUAUGGAAGAAAAAGGCGAGGGCGUUGGGGUUGUGAGGGAUGCAUUCUCACUCUUUUGGAAUGACGUGUAUAAUAGUUACAUGCUAGGUGAAGAUGAGAGAGUUCCUAUUAUACGCCAUGAUGUAUCCCGGGAGAAGUGGCAGGCAAUUGCCAGAAUUCUUUUAAAAGGUUACAUGCAAGAACGAUAUUUCCCCAUAAAGAUUUCAAAAGUCUUUUUGUGCUCUUGCCUCUUUGGUGAAGACACUGUCACUGAAGAUAUGUACUUAGAUUCCUUUAUGAAGUACGUUUCGAAAACCGAAGCGCAUCUUAUAGAAAGAGUUCUUUCUAACUCUCUUAGUACUGAUCAUGAGGAAGUGGUCGAUUUCCUGUCGGCAUUUGAAUGCAAAAAACUCGUAACUGCUGCAAAUUUUAGGGAGGUGGUUAUAGAAAUUGCUCAUAAGGAACUUGUGCAAAAACCUAGGUAUGUGUGCGAUUGUUGGAUGGACGUAUUAUAUCCCUUGAAAUCCUUCGUUACGACAAGAGAUGCCCUCUUUGAAAUAUAUCAGUCACUCUAUCCUACCGCAGCAAAGGUUUGUAAGAUUAUUAAAGCAGAUCCUCAAACUUCUGCAGAAAGGGAGUCAAUUAGCCAUCUUAAGCGGUGGAUCAAAGGUUUAGAUGAAAAUGCUCUUGCAAAAUUUUUGAGAUUUUCUACUGGCUCUGACGUUAUUUUGUGUGAGGCAAUCAAAAUUACUUUCACUACGCUUGCUGGAAAAGGUCGGAGACCAUUCUUUCAUACAUGUGGCUCGGUCAUAGAGUUACCGGCAACAUAUGAUGAUUUUUGUGAUUUUAGGGAAGAAUGGUGUAGUAUUAUCUCUAACGUUGACAUUGAAAUGGGCAUAGCUUAAAUACUUUAUCUAAUAAUUUGAUAUUUUAUACGUUAUACGUUAAUCACCUGCUUUGCAUGUGUCAUGUGGUAAAAAAGUUUAACAGUCUUACUGUAAACAUGGUAAAACAUAGUUUAACUGAAAGGGAAA
Dendronephthya gigantea is the source of this 2369-nucleotide messenger RNA. RefSeq lists its product as uncharacterized. Gene Ontology annotation, molecular function: ubiquitin-protein transferase activity. The record is from RefSeq and is a predicted model, not a curated record. The transcript is spliced from 6 exons. NCBI's taxonomy places the organism in Eukaryota, Metazoa, Cnidaria, Anthozoa, Malacalcyonacea, Nephtheidae. Bases 348 to 2240 code for a protein of 630 amino acids.